AUGAAGCUGCAGGCGGUGAUGGAGAACCUGCAGCGGCAGCAGCGCGCGCGGCUGCAGCAGGCGCUGGAGGCGCGGCAGCAGGAGCAGCAGCAGCAGCAGCCGCGCUCCUCGUCUCCCCCGGCACAGCCCCCGGGGCAGCCCCCCGCCGGCACCGCAGCCCGGGGCCGUGGGCAGGACCCGGCCCCGGCGCCCUCGGAGGAGGGAGCGGAGCCCGAGAGCGCGCACAUCCAGCGGGCACAGAUGGCCGCCCUGGCCGCCAUGCGCGCGGCCGCCGCCGGCCUCAGCCACUCGCCCAGCCCGGGGCUCUCGGACGAGAGCCAGCCCUCUGAGGAGGAGGAGGAGGAAGAGGAGGAGCGCGGAGAGGACGAGGAGGACGGCGGAUACCAGCAGGAGAUGGGCUCUGAGGAGGAGGAAGACCUGAAGGGCAAGUGGGAUGAAGAUGACUUUGAAGAGGACCUGGUUGAGGAGGAAGAGGAAGAAGAGGAGGAGGAAGAGGAAGACUAUGAGGAGGAUGAAGACAUGGGAGAGGAAGGGCUCAGCUCGGCAGGGGCGGUGCGGGCGGGCGCGGGAUCCCUGCUGCUCCGCAAGCCCCCGGCGCCCCAGCACUACCGGGGGGAGCCUCCACGGCUCCCGGGGGGGCAGGAACGGCUGCCCCCUGGCCUGGGCCACACGCAGCCCCCGCCACCGGCACCCGACCACGGCGACUGGACCUACGAGGAGCAGUUCAAGCAGCUGUACGAGUUGGAUGGUGACCCCAGGAGGAAGGAGUUCCUGGAUGACCUCUUCAGCUUCAUGCAGAAGCGAGGGACCCCCGUGAACCGGAUCCCCAUCAUGGCCAAGCAGGUGCUGGACCUGUACAUGCUGUACACACUGGUGACUGAGAAAGGGGGUCUGGUGGAGGUCAUCAACAAGAAGCUGUGGCGGGAGAUCACCAAGGGGCUGAGCCUGCCCACUUCCAUCACCAGUGCGGCCUUCACCCUGCGCACCCAGUACAUGAAGUACCUGUACCCCUACGAGUGUGAGAAGCGCGGGCUGAGCAACCCCAACGAGCUGCAGGCGGCCAUCGACAGCAACCGGCGGGAGGGCCGGCGGCAGGGCUUCGGCGGCUCCCUCUUCGCCUACUCGCCCAGCGGCACCCACGGCCUCCUCUCCUCGCCCAAGCUGCCUGUGCCAGCGCUGGGGCUGGCAUCGGCCACCAACGGCGGGGCCAUCGCGCCCGGGCAGAAGAUCAAGAAAGAGGAGGACUCCCCCAUCCCCAUCUCCAUGCCCAGCCGGCUCCCGGUGUCUCUGGCCGGGCACCCCGUGGUGGCCGCGCAGGCGGCGGCGGUUCAGGUGGCGGCGGCCGCUCAGGCGGCGGCGCUGGAGCAGCUGCGGGAGAAGCUGGAGUCGGGAGAGCCCCCGGAGAAGAAGCUGGCGCUGGUGACGGAUGAGCAGCAGCGGCUGAUGCAGCGGGCGCUGCAGCAGAACCUCCUGGCCAUGACGGCCCAGCUGCCCAUGAGCAUCCGCAUCAACAGCCAGGGCACGCGCUCGCCAGAGAACCGCCCGGACGCCGCCACCAGCAGCAGCAACGGCACCAACAGCAUCAGCAUGUCGGUGGAGAUCAACGGGAUCGUCUACACGGGUGUGCUGUUCGCCCAGACGCCCGGCCCUUCCUCCUCCUCUUCCUCCUCCUCCUCCUCUGCCUACAGCAAAGGCAACAGCGGCGGCAGCCGGAGCAGCGGCAGCGGCGGCAGCGGGGUGGGAAGCGGGGCUGGGAACGUGCCCCCCACCACGGCCAGCCUGGCUGUGCCCCCCAGCUCUACCUCCAACAGCGCUUCGCCUUAACGCCCCGGACCCCCCGAGCCCCGGACCCAGCCGCAGGAGGACGGGGGCUCACCGGGGUCCCAGCAGGUCUCACGGGGGUCUCGCUCGAGGUCCUGCCGGGGUCUCAAUGGGAUUUCACUGGGAUCUCACCAGGUUUUCACUGGGACCUCACCAGGGUCUCGCCCGAGGUCUUGCCAGGGUUUCUCUGGGGUCUCAUCAGGGUCUCACCAGACCCUGCCCUUGUUCUCGUGUUGUUGGAUUUUCCUUUUCCAGGCAGAAAAGCUUUAGCCCGGGGGGUUUUGCCGGAGCCGCCGGCUGUCCGGCUGCGCCGCUCCGGGACCGUUUACCUCACUCACAUCACACUUUGCACUGUACAUUUAUUAUUAUUAUUAUUAUAAUUAUUAUUAUUUUUUAACUCGUGUUACCUCCAGACAGACGCACGGACGCCUGCUGACGCGAGCGCUAGCGAAACCCCCCGGAAUUCUAAAGGAUAAAAACCCGAGAAUCCUAAAAAAAUUGGAAAUAGGGAGAUAUUUUAUUCAUUUCCAUCCUUUUCCCUCCUUUAUUUUGGGAACUCCACUCUGCAGGAUUUUAAGAGGUUGUUUUUUGAUUGUUUUGUUGUAAAUAGCUUCUAUUUUAUUCUCUAAACAAAAAAGAAUCAAACUUUUAACAUGCAAAUGAUAUAUAUUAGUCUUCAUCAGGGAAAAUGGGAGCUUGGAAAAACAUUGGAAUCUCCUUUCUCCUCUCAUUAUCGGUGGUUGGGUCCAGCUCUGCUCCUUCCCCCACCGGUAAAUCCUAAUUUUUUUUUCCUUCCCCCGCAUAAAACUACUGUUCAAAGCCACUUUGGGCUUAUUUCCUCCAAAAAUAAGCAGGAUCCAGAGGAUGGGAUGCUCAGGGCUGCGGGACGCUCCAGAGGUCGCGGAGGACCCGAAGGACCCGAGGAUUUAUUUUGAGCCUCACAAUCUCAUUUUUUACCGUCCCCGUCCCCCCCCCAAAAUUCACCCACAUCUGCGUGAGACACAAUCCGACCCGAUACCGAAACCCCCGCCCCCCUCGGUAUCUCCAUUCUCAGGUUCCCACCUGGAGCACAGGGUUUUCCCCCUUCCCCAGGUGCCCGGGGGGGUCCGGGCUGGUGGGACCCCCCUGCUUUAUUUUUAAUUUCGCUCGGGGAAGUGGCGAUCUCAGGGGAUUUGGGGUUUUUUCCAGCUGGUUUUGUUGUUUUCGGCCUUUUUUUUCCGUGCUGGAAUCCCCUUGGUGGCUCCGUGGGGGGUCUUGGUGGCUCCAUGGACCCUUUAGGGAGGUCUGGGGGGGUCCGUCCAGCUCCUGCUGCUGUUCAGGUCCAGCCCAGCUCCCCGCAAGGAGAAAUUCCAAGGGGGAAUUUUCAUGCCCAGGGCGGGCUUAGAUUUUCUUAAGUGAUUUUUUGCAUUGUACAGUCACUAUUUUGGGUUGUUUUGGGGUUUUUUUUAAUUAUUUUCCCUCUCCCCCUUUUCCUCACCCCCCCUUUAUUUUUGUUUUUGAGAGCGGGUGACUUUCCACUUUAUUUUUCUUUUUGCAUAUCGAUUUAAAAAUAAUGAAAAAAAAAGCCUAAAUCAGUUUCUUUGAGGGGGGGGGGGUGUUGGAAAGAAAAUCAGACUAAAGAAGCGGCCCCAGCUGCAGCCGCCCCCUCCCCCAGCGUUGCGUAUCUUAACUCAGGUAAAAAAGGAAAAUGAGAAAAGAUAAAAAAACCACAAAAGACAAAAAAAAAAAAAAGAAAAAAUAAUAAAAAAAAUAAACCACAUUCUACCUCUGAGCGCGGCGGCCUCGGGCGCACCCGGGCCCCGGUGAAAGAUUUCAGUUUUGCAAAACAUUCAGGUAUUGAGACUUUUUGAUUAUUAUUAAAAAAAAAAUAAAAAAAUUUAAAAAAAAAAAGAUAAAAUAAAGUAAAAACACUGAAAGUUUACAUUUUAUAAUAACAUUAUUAUACAGAUUGUAUUUAAACGUCAGAAUAUUUAAGACAAUUGUAACCCUGUAAAGUGAAGAAAUAUUAAAAAAAAAAAAAAAAAAAAAAA
Lepidothrix coronata (blue-crowned manakin) is the source of this 3851-nucleotide messenger RNA. It is a transcript of the gene ARID3A, whose product is annotated as AT-rich interaction domain 3A. The record is from RefSeq and is a predicted model, not a curated record. Gene Ontology annotation, biological process: regulation of transcription by RNA polymerase II. Lineage: Eukaryota; Metazoa; Chordata; Aves; Passeriformes; Pipridae. Gene Ontology annotation, cellular component: nucleus. Bases 1 to 1824 code for a protein of 607 amino acids. The transcript has 8 exons. Gene Ontology annotation, molecular function: DNA binding.